Gallus gallus (chicken) is the source of this 10994-nucleotide messenger RNA. RefSeq names its product fibronectin leucine rich transmembrane protein 2 (gene FLRT2). The transcript is spliced from 3 exons. The record is from RefSeq and is a predicted model, not a curated record. Gene Ontology annotation, molecular function: protein binding. NCBI's taxonomy places the organism in Eukaryota, Metazoa, Chordata, Aves, Galliformes, Phasianidae. The coding region runs from base 1314 to 3302 and encodes 662 amino acids.
GAGGAAGAACAUGUCUUGAGGCUGAGCACGCCGCAGCACCGCGUUUGAAAUCUGUCACCCUCACUUAGGAGCUCCGCAUCUCCGCUUGUCACCGGUGAAUAAUGAUCACGCGGCGAUAAGAUCGCGCGGUGGCGGUGCGCCGGAGCUGCCGGGGGAGAAGCAGAGGGAAAUUACAGGCGUUUAACGUUGCGGAGGGGGUUCCUCGGUCAUCGGUGGUUUCAGGGUCAAACGACCGGCUGGACAGAGGCUUGGGAAGUAUAUUUCCUUCCUCCUUUCCUUGAAAGAAAGCUUGGGCGAUGGUGAUCAUCGGCAGCUAUGGAAAGCAGAGACCUUGGUGGUGAUCCUUAAAACAAUACCAUGCCGGCGCCCGGCUGUUCUGCCACUUUCCCCCCUUGCAACCGGCCGGACCCGGUGGGCUUUGGGUGAUUGCAGGAGACCUCCGCAUGAGCAGGACAUGGACCUGGGGGCGAAGCCGCGCGCUACGCACCGGGCCGGGCUGACCUGCGACCCGUCUGCUCGGAACGCCUCUGAAGCUGGGAGUGAGUCAGCCCUCCUCUAGAGAAGGGCGAGGGAGGUGCGGAAACAAUGGCGAGUGAAUCAGCUCCUGAAAGUACGGCUGAGCUAAAAUCUGCUGGGGGCGAGGGGGAAGCACAUCCCGAGGCAUUUCAGUUGCCAUUUCUGUUUCCUGGACACAUGGCAUUGAUCAGCUCUCCUCCAUCCCUUCCCAGCCCCUCUCCCUUAAAGUAACUCGCAGCCAAAGCCACACUAUGCAUUUUCUUUGCUAAUGGAGGAAUUUGAGGCAAAUCCUCACUUCACACCCCACAUCCUACCUUGACGGCUGCAUCCCAUUGCCCGGGUGCUUCUCAGUGUUAAACACUCUCCUACCUGGACUUGUCAGGACAAGGCAGGCCAGAUCCAGCUGAUAGCUGUUAUGAGGACUUUGCUGACUUCAGAAAGCUGAGCAUAACAUCAACAGACUUCAGUGAAAGGAAAUAUUAUCACUCCAAGCAACUUGUACACAGACAACUUUUGGUAGCUUUAAAUUAACUGGUUGCUCACCUACAAGGACACAGCUAUUGUUUCUUUCGGCACAAAUGGAGGAAAGCAACAAGAUUUGUAACCCUGGCUAAUAGGAUUGUGGCUUUCUUAUCAAAAGUAGGAGGUGGGCCAAUUGUAAAAGGAUUAUUUUAUACUUAGCCUGAACACUGGACAUAAACUGAAGCCAAUUUUAAUGACCUGAGAUUUUGCUACUUGUCCUUUAUUAUUGUUAUCAGUUCUUUAACACUUUGAUACUUUCUUUCUUUAAAUUGGACAUGGGUUCCUGGACUAGAAUGUGGCCCUCAGACUGGGCUGUUCUCAUGAAAUCAUGGCUUAUCUUUUCCCUGGGGCUCUACAUGCAGGUCUCCAAAACUUUGGCCUGUCCAAAAGUGUGCCGCUGUGACCGAAACUUUGUCUACUGUAAUGAGCGAAGCUUGACCUCAGUGCCUCUUGGGAUACCAGAGGGUGUAACCGUCCUCUACCUCCAUAAUAACCAAAUUAAUAAUGCUGGAUUUCCUGCAGAGUUGCACAGUGUCCAGUCUGUGCACACAGUCUAUCUGUAUGGCAACCAAUUGGAUGAAUUCCCAAUGAACCUGCCCAAAAAUGUCAGGGUUCUCCACUUGCAGGAAAACAAUAUUCAGACCAUUUCUCGGGCUGCUCUUGCUCAGCUCUUGAAGCUGGAAGAACUGCACCUGGAUGACAACUCCAUCUCCACUGUUGGAGUUGAGGAUGGGGCAUUCCGGGAAGCCAUCAGCCUCAAGCUUCUGUUCUUGUCCAAGAAUCACUUAAGCAGUGUACCAGUAGGCCUUCCAGUGGACUUACAAGAACUUCGAGUAGAUGAAAACCGAAUUGCUGUCAUUUCAGACUUGGCCUUCCAGAAUCUUACAAGUUUGGAGCGUCUGAUUCUGGAUGGCAAUCUGCUUACUAAUAAAGGCAUAGCUGAAGGCACCUUUAGCCACCUCUCCAAGCUCAAGGAAUUCUCUAUAGUGCGUAACUCGCUGACCUAUCCUCCUUCUGAUCUUCCAGGUACACAUCUGCUAAGGCUCUACUUGCAAGACAACCAGAUAACCCAUAUACCACUUACAGCCUUCUCAAAUCUUCACAAACUAGAACGUCUUGAUAUUUCCAACAAUCAGCUUCGUAUGUUGGUAAAGGGUGUAUUUGAUAAUCUCCAUAAUCUGAGGCAACUCACUGUAAGGAAUAAUCCCUGGUUGUGUGACUGCAGUAUUAAGUGGGUCACUGAAUGGCUCAAGUUUAUUCCCUCUUCCAUCAAUGUACGGGGUUUUAUGUGCCAGGGACCAGAGCAGGUCCGAGGUAUGGCAGUCAGGGAGCUUAAUAUGAAUAUGCUGUCAUGCCCCACCACUACCCCUGGUCUGUCACUUAUCAUCACCCCAGUCCCAGCUACAGCCAAGCCAACUACAUUAGUUCCCUCCUCAUCAGUUCCUCCCCCAAGUACUAAGUAUAGUCCUCUGACUCCUAUCAUAGUCACACUCCCCACUGUGCCUGACAGGGAAGACAGAGAAAGGGUAACACCUCCUAUAUCUGAACAAAUUCAGCUCUCUAUCCAUUUUGUGAAUGAUACCUGCAUCCAGGUUAACUGGAUAUCACUUUUUACUGUGAUGGCAUAUAAACUUACAUGGGUUAAAAUGGGGCAUAGUCUGGUAGGAGGAAUUGUUCAGGAACGAAUAGUUAGUGGUGAGAAACAACACUUAAGCUUGGUAAAUCUGGAGCCCAAAUCCACCUAUCGGAUUUGCUUAGUUCCUCUGGAUGCUUAUAAUAAUUACCGAACUGGAGAAGACACUGUCUGUUCAGAAGCCACAACAAAGGCUUCCUUUUCGAGCAAUGGCAGCAACAUUCCCUCCAGCCAUGAGCAGACAACUUCUCAGAACCUGGGCUCCCCAUUUCUGCUUGCAGGUUUAAUUGGGGGUGCAGUGAUAUUUGUGCUCGUGGUCCUGCUCAGCAUUUUUUGCUGGCACAUGCACAAAAAGGGGCGUUACACCUCCCAGAAGUGGAAAUACAAUCGGGGCCGUCGGAAAGAUGACUACUGUGAGGCAGGGACCAAGAAGGACAACUCCAUCCUGGAAAUGACGGAAACCAGCUUCCAGAUUGUGUCCUUAAAUAAUGAUCAGCUCCUUAAAGGAGAUUUCAGACUGCAGCCCAUUUAUACCCCAAAUGGGGGCAUUAACUACACAGACUGCCACAUCCCCAACAACAUACGAUACUGCAAUAGCAAUGUCUCAGACCUGGAACACUGUCAUACGUGAUAGUGAGGGGAGAUGGGGGUGUCAAGAACAAAGAGAAAAAACUCUGGAAAAAGUAACCCUCACAACAAUGAAAAAAUUACAUUUGAUAAAUGUUACACAAAUGCAUUUAUGCAUUUGAAUACUCUGUAAUUUAUACGGUGUACUAUAUAAUGGGAUUUAAAAAGUGCUAUCUUUUCUAUUUCAAGUCAAUUGCAAAUGGUUUUGUAACUCUUUGCUUUUUAAAUCUUAAAAAAAUAUUGCUAAGUACUGUACAGGGUUGUACAAUAAGAACCCAGUGUCAUGGCAAAGGAAAGAAUGAUUCAUUCUUCGAACAUUAACCACUUUGCUGUCGAAGCUGUCUGAGGGAUGUAAGUUCCUAGGUGUCCUGUAAUACAGGAAAAUAAGUGCAUAUUAAAGCAGGGUUACUAGGAACAGCCAAAAGCAAUUCAGAUAAAAUGGGUAAAACCCAUUUGGCUCAAAUCCAGCAGUUGCUGUUGAGCUUCAAACAAUUUGAAAUAUUUCUGUUCCCCUUUGUCAGUUCUGUAUUUCCUACCUCCAACUCAAAGCUGGAGUUCUGACUGCUACCAAAAAGGCUAUUUCUUAUUUGAUUAUUUUUCCCCAAUAUACUUGGAAAGGUAGACAGAACUCAGUGUCAAACUUGAAGUGACCUUGAUUCCUAUUUGCAAAAGCUAUUCUGAAAAUGUCCCCCGAUGCCAUGCAUUUUUAUGUUAGAAAUGGUUCCUGCCUUUCAUUAUGAUUAAGAAGCUUCAAGAAUUCUUUGACCCUUCUCAGUGGGAGAUGAAGGUUAUCAGUAUGUAACAGAUAGUUUUUAUUAGAUUGCACCUCUUGUUAAUAGAGCAGCAUUUGUUGACACAGCACGUUCAGGUAAAACCUGAACAAGGAUAACUCUAAGUGCUCCCAACUGUGUGGUAUUCAUGUAGAACUUACAGUCUAAAAGUGGAAAUUGUUGAAAACAUGUUGCAAAACAUAACGUCAGUGGAAAGGUUGCCACUGGCUUUUAUGGUUCAAGCUCUGUUUGAUUUAGCAGUUUGAGUUACAUUCAGUAUUGAGUAAGAAAAAGAUAAAAACAAUCAACAAAAGAAAGUAAGCAUGAAAUAUCUUUUUAAAUUUUUUUUAGUUAAUUUAUUACUGAAAAGACCUCCGGGCCUAUUGUGAACUGAAAUAUGUACAGCAGGGAAAAUCGUGAAUAAAUUCAGGGUUGUUUUUUUGUUUUUUUGUUUUUUGUUUUCCAUUCAGGUGAACAGAGGUGGAUAUUAAUUGUGGAAUUUUGAGAGCACAAGUACACUGUUUCUCCAAAUUACCCUUCUUUUAUCUUAAGCUUUUUAAAUUUUCCACAGUGAUCUGUAUUUGAAAAUCAGCAGGUGGGCAUAGAAUUUGUUCCUUUGUUCCCUCAAAUUCUUUAGCUGGAAUCACUUCUGAGUGAUGCAUUAUGUGAAGCAUCAUGCUUGUAUGAAAAUUAUGAUGCUGUUCUCAAAAUUAGACUAUGUUCCAACAACUCCAACUCCACUGACUCUAUGCCUGCCAAGAACCCUGGAUUUCUUGCCAACUUAGUGGUGGAAUUCACUUCUUCCUUUUUUUUUUCUUUUGUUAUAUGUGACUUAUUUUCUCCUGAGCUUGGGGACAAGCAAAAGUUCAGCAAGGAGAAGAAAGAGAAGUUUUUUUUGUUCUUUUUUUUGAUGGAGUAGGCAACAAAAGUUGUUUUUUGUUUGUUUUUUUCAGUGACUAUCUAGGGACAAAGAGGUGAAUCAGAAAUAAAAGCUGGAGCACUUUUGCUGUGCAAUGCUUAGACUUUUCAUUUUAUUAUGAUGCUGUUUAUGUUGGGAGAGAAGGUUUUAAUCCUUUCCUUUGCUCAUUUCAGUCAACCUGUUCUUGAAACCCAGCAGUUUAUGAGUGUGCAUUUUCUCAAAUUCAAAUUGCAUGAUAACAUUCAUUUUCUGCAAAUACAAAAUGAAUCCAGUUAUGAUCGAUGGCAAAGUACAAUCAUUAUAUAUGGAACUGCAUCUUCACCCUCACACUUUUUAUAACUGCAGUUUGAAAUUCCACUCUAUAUUCUGUAUAUUUGUUAUUUUCUCCAGCUAUAACAGGUAUUUUAGGCAACCUGUGUGGCUACUGUAAUAGUAAAGUCACUGAAAUUUUGCUGAAUAAAAGGCUGCCAUAUGAUUUCUAAUGGUGUAAUUCUAGAUAGAAAUGUCUAUGCAAAGUCUUUUAUCUAUGACCUAUUUGUUCAAGAUUAUGAUGAGAAGGUUGAUACUUUUGGUUUGUUUUAUAUAUUUUAGUUGCCAAAGCCCAAAAGACAAGCAGCAAAUAGUUGUGCUUCUGCACGCUUCCAUUGCAUGAUGGACACAUAACAGUUUCAGAUUAAGUAGAGACUGAGAUUCCUUUUGGGUGUGGAUGUAGCAUAUAAUUUCGCUGAAAUAACAAGCUGUAUGUUUGAUUUCAAAAGGCAUCUUUUGAAUGUUUGCACAUGCUAGCUUUUCAUACUUCAGUGACUAUGCUAGAGGAGUCUUUAUCCUCCUUUUUGAACAUCUUUUGUUGUAGGCCUCAGGAUACCAUAGUUUUAGGAUGAGCUAGGCGCCUUACUUGUAGCAAAUUUCUUAUUCAGGGAAUUUGGCUUUCCUCUAAGUGAAAUAUCACAAGCCCAAAAUGAAGACAACAAAUGUGGUUACUCUUCUAAUAAGAUAGAAAUUGGAGACAUUCAUAAAAUGGGUGGUUUGAUCCCAGAUGAUGAAAUGCAUAUAUAUGUGUGCAGAGUAUAACUGGUUUACCUAGAUAAAGAAUCAAAGUAAUAUUAAAGAUAGUAUAUUUAAGCUUCUUUUCUGUUUGAAGACAAUAUGAAUUGAUAAAGGAUACUGAGAAAGAUUCUUUUCAUUAAGAAUUAAUGAAUUCUUAAUGAAAUUAGGAAUUAAUUCCAUUAAUCUUUUUCAGAAAAAAAUCAGAAAGCUACUUACAACAAAAUUCAAAGAUAGCCAUGGGAGAACUAUCUAAACAAAUUCACACUUGUAGUCUUAAUAAUCUAAAAAGACAUACAUCGGUUUUGAAGAGUGUUUCUUCCUAAUGAAAUUGCUUUCCAACUGCAAAACAAUUCGUGUAUUUCAGCCUACAGCAGAGUUUGGGAAUUUUGAAAGUGUUAGUCACACAGGCUACUGAGGCUUCAUUUUUUAUCAUCUGGAUAAGAAUAUUGAGGAGUUUUUAUUAGAUUUGGAAAAAAAAAAUCCGAGUUAAAAGUGGACAGUGAUCUUUUGGAGAUAUAAAGUUUAAUAUCAGUAACCUUUUUACUUGGGCUUGUGAAAAUGGGGCCAUCUUCACUUAGUAGAAAUGUCUGACUACAGAUGCUAGUUAAGGGAACCAUGGAACAGAAGUCCCAAAUGUGUGCACAUAGAACUCUUUAGAAACUCAAAAGUGAUGAAUUCUUGAUCCUUAUUUGAAAAUGUUCGUUGAAUGUGGGGACAAAUGAAUGGUUACAGACAACAUCUCACCCAUCAUCCAUUGUAAACUGCUAAGAACUGACCUAAGUGUACAGAUAAGAUUGAUGAGUGGAAUAAAAAAAAGAGUUUAUGUGAAAUUAUCUUAAACUGGUAUCACAACACAACUUUGUUCAGUGCUACAGUUCCUUUUGAAGAUUUAUUUAUUUACAGGUCCUUGUUUUCAUAGAUUCUGUCAUUAUAACAAAUGUUCCUUGCAUGUAGCUUCUUAGCAAAAAAAAAAAAAAAAAAAAAAAAUCCAUCUGAUGAAUGCAUGGACUUUUCGUUAAAAAGUUUUUACUGGAAACACUAUUAUUGAAUUCCUUCAUAAGAAUAUUUUGACAUUGGUUUACUGGACUUCAAAUAUUAGCAAUUUUUCCUGUUAAGCCAAUAAAGAAAUACAAUGAAUGUGAUGUUAAAAGAAAAAUUAAAUAGCUUAUGCUAUUUUCUACUAGAGUAGUUCAGCUAUAUUUUUUCUCUCAGUCAUUUUCUCUUUUGAAGAGAGAAAAUUUCUUCCUCUAAGAAAAGUAUUGAUUUUAAUUUUACAAGGAAAAUAACUUUAUGCAUAUUAUAUUGUUAAGAAGUUAAGGGUCUACAUAAGGCACUUUAGUGAUGAUACUGAAAGGAAAGUUGUCUCAGAUUUUGACAGUGAAGUGGUUAAUUCCUGUCUAUAGUACUUCUUCACCAUGAAUUAUAACAUGGAGAUAUUAAUUUUACUUUUUUUUUUCUUUAGAACAUGAGAAUAAUGGUUCUACUCAGCGGGAAAACAAACAAAUGACAAAAAAAAAAAAAAAAAAAAAAAAACCAGGAAAGAAAUGAGUGCAAAACCCAGGUAUUACUGGCUUUAAGCCUCAUUAAAUAAUGCCUGGUGCUCUCUUCCAAACGCAGAGAUAAUCCUAGGAAGCUGAUGAUCAUUCCUUCCCUGAACUCUACUGAACUGGGCACUCUCUAUCUCAAAUGAUAAUACAGGCAGUAUCAAACUAUUUGGCAUUAAACUUAAGUACAGCAUAGAAUGCCUUGGUCUUUAAAAGAACACUGGCUAGUAGUCCUUCUGCAAAACUAGUCCAAAAGCGAUCUGACAAGCUUUUAUUAUACUGGGACUAUGUAGGAAUUGUAUCCGAUGACAACUGACUGCUGAUCCUUUCAGAAACAAGCCACUAAAUAAAUUGUUAUGAUCACUUGGUCCCAAAUAUCUGAAGAUGAUCUUUCAAAAAACUGAUUUUAACUGGGACGUGCAUACAUGAUUCUGUUCUGUGUUUGGUAUAUUUUCUAUCUUUAACAUAGAAAAUCAGAUGAUUUGAAGUCUGCAUUAUCUGUUUUCUGCAAUAUGCCAUGUUGCACGCAUUGUUAACUUCAAAACCUUGCUAUACGCUAUAUAUUAUCUUGUUGACAUAUUCAGUAAAAAGUUAUUUAAAAACAAUAACAUCAAUCCUGCUGUAUUUAUAUGAACAAGCUGAUUAAAAUUAGAAUGUGAACAUCUGAGAGAGAAAAACAGAAAAACAAAAAUUAUGUUCUUUCAUUCCUGGAAUAUUUUUUCAAGUGUUUUACUGUAUGCCUAUGCUUUUCAGAUGCUAAAGGAUGAACAUUUUUAUCUUCUGUCUAUCAAAAAGAGUUAAAUCAUUUAUUACUUCAAUUUCUCAGAUUUAAUGGUUAUAGGGUUAUCUCAUUUUGAUAUGCAUAUAAGAAAUCAGUGUAAAGAACAAAUUGUAAUCCAGUAUUUGCCAUUAAUGGGUACAGUUAAGCAACUAUUAUACAUGUAUAACAAAUACCUACAUGUUGAAGCCAGGACCCAUUAUAUGGAUAAGUCAUUCAAUGCACUUGACAUUCAUCCGUGACAGUCUUAAACCUGUAUUAUACCUAUUUAUUCUUUCCUUGAAAUGAAAUGUGAUUUUCUUUCCAAUUCUCCCUUCAAAAUUUUUCUUGAAUUUUCAGAAUUUUUCAGACAUAAGCCUUAAUAAAUUGUUGUAUAUCUACUACCUAAUACAUUUGGCAGUAUAUGCAGCGUGUAUAAAGAUAUGCUUUAGAUACAUGGGAAAGAAUAGUUACAUAUACAGUAACUAAAUUCUGACUUGGCCAGAACCUGAAAUAUUGAACUUUACAGGCUGUGUCGCUUUAGAGUUUAGGAGUGAGACAUUGACAAAUGUCAAAAUUCCUCAGCGAAUUAUCUCAUUCUCUGUCUUAGCCCCGAAAGACCACUUUGGAGCAAUGAUUUUGUUUUCCCUUCUUCAAAAAGAAAAAAAAAAGAAGAAAAGUAAGGCAAAAAAGAAAAAAAUAAAAAUAAUAAAAAAAAAGAAAACCACUGGCUGCCUCAACAGUUAAUAUUUUAGUAGCCCACAGUGAUUUCUCUUAGUAGGGAACAAUAAUUAUAUAUAUUUACUUCUAAGCUCAGUUAUCUGAGUUUAUGAGUCUAUUGUGCUUUAGUUCCAAGGGUUUUCCCAGGGAUUUAGCCUCAAGGAACUCUCAAAGUAAGUACAAGGAAGAGUAUUUUUCAAUAAUUUUCAGUCAAUAUUCAGUAUUUCACUUUAAAAUGAAUACUUCUAUAUAAGAAACGGAGUGCCGCCAUAAGGAAAGAUUGUGUUUAGUCAUAAAAGUAUGAAAUAAAUCUUUUUGUUCCACUUGAAACUCCACUGUCAAUGAAGACUUAAAUUAAGAACCACUAAAAUAAUUUUAUUACAUGGGUAGGAAUGUGAAAAUUCAACAAUAAUUUGCAAUCUUAAAACAAGCUAGAACACUUACAGUGAAAUCCUGGCUGCAGUGAUUUCAAUUAUAAUCCAAAUAUUUAUAGGAAUAAAACAUAUAUCAGAAAGAUUAUUAAAAACACCCAGUAUGACACACUAUAUAAUAUUACACUGAAUGGUGUCCUCAUAUGAAAUAACCAAGUAAAACAGUAGACCUAAGCUUUAUAAACUUGAUAUCUGUUUUGAAAAAGUAGUGGUGCUAUGAAAUGCAAAUACUUCACAGAAACCGAGGUAAGAUAAUAAUAUAAAACAGAACAAUGUUCAUUCCAAAGAUACAGAAAAUAUUAGCUUUUAAAAUUCACAGAGGUCACUGAGCAUGGCAAGAAGGUUUUUUACAUACAAUUAUGCAUAUUUUCUGCUUAGAACUCCAUACAUAAGGUAACAUGGAACUGCAAAAAUGCAUGCAUGAAUUUGCAUUGAAAGUUUUAUUCAUUAAAAGCUUGUAUUAUAGAUACACUUAUGGGCAUCUCGUGUAGAGUAAGAACAGUCUUGACCUGUGCACUGGGUCUAUUCAAAUGUGGAAAGCAGACAGAAGAACAAAAGUUAUGCUGAUUACACUAUACUGUUUUUCUAAGUGUAGAAUACCUUGAAAAAUGAAGAUGUAUAAACUGUUAUGGAAAAUCCGACUCAAACUGGUGUGUUUACAGCUUUAACGUUUUCUGCGCAAAAGCAAGAUGUUUCUGUGGUGAAUAAUAGUCCAAGUCAUAAAGUGAAUGUGACUAUUCUUAAAAAGCACAAUUACCAGAAAUAUACAAUGAAAACGUUGUAUUCCUCAACUGAAAUAAUUAUUUUUACUCUUAUAAAUUUUGAGCAGGUAAUCACACAUAUAAAGAAAAUUCUUUGUGAUAGGUAUUUGAAGAAUAUAUUUAAAGAAUGAAAUGACGUAAUUUUUAUACUUUAAAACAAAAUGCUGAUAAAGGAAAAACAUUAUUUUCUCUGAAGAUGACAUAUAGUAGUAAUGAUAUACAGAAAACAGUGAUAAUCCCCUUUAUCGACAUUUUUUGGACAUCAGAAAAGACUCAUAUGCCCUUUAACAUAAUUUUAUAUUUCCUCUGCAAUUUCUCAGACUUUUUAGAUCAGAUCAUCUUCUAAUAAAUAUACGAUAUUCCAAAACAAUUAAAUCCUCAGAAAUGCCUACAAUCCUUUUAAAUGAAUAGAUUCAAGAAAAUGCAAUAAAAUUCCUAUUUACAGGAAAUUCACAAUGCUUUCUCAAAACUUCAGUAGUAUUUGAAAAGAUGACUAACAAACUAGAAUAGCUUUAUAUUUCUAGUUAUAAGGCCUUCCAAAUUUCUAACCCACCCACCUGAAUUUAAAGCUUUGGCUUGGCCUUAAAGUCACAUGAUUUAAAUGACAGUCUUGUCAGGCUAAUCUCAUAUGUCUUCACAAACUGGCUUGAGCAUUCACAGUUCAGAAACCAAUGUGUAAUUCAUUGUUCUCUGACUUACAGUGCAAGUGUUAAGAAUUUUCCUGAUUAAAGAAACAUAUUAAGAAAA